AAUUAAUAAUUUAACAUGAAAAUAUUGAUCGUGAAUAUUAUUGUUUAUUCGUUGUUUAGCAAUGAGCUUAAGACAUCUUCUCUGUCCUCAUUUCAGCCAAAACCAAAGUCGAAGAUCUCUGCAUCUCGCAGACUCUUCUUGAAGACCAAGCUGGUGAAGAAGGCCAUGGCUAUGUUGAUGGCUGAAAAGGAGCAGAAGGUGAUUGACAGAGAAAGCACACUGAGUGAACGAGUCCCAGCACUCAACCUCUCUGGGCUGUCUGUACAGGACCUGCAGACUCUUUGUAAAGAACUGCACCAGAAAAUUGAUGUUGUUGAUGAAGAGCGGUACGACAUCGCAAUGAAAGUCUCCAAAAGUGACGCAGAGAUUGAAAAUCUGACCAUGAAGAUCAUUGAGCUGAAGGGCAAGAAGCGACCUCAGCUGAAGAGGGUGAGAGUAUCAGCUGAAGCCAUGAUGGGGGCCCUGCUGGGAGCCAAGAUCAAAGAGUCUGUCGACUUCAAGGCCAACCUCAAGACUGUCAAGAAGGAAGAGGAGAAGAAAGAGGAAGUGACUGAUUGGCGUAAGAAUGUGGAUGCCAUGUCUGGCAUGGAGGGCAGAAAGAAGAUGUUCGCUGCUUCCUAAUAGCCACGGGUGGAACGAUGACAUCAUUAUGACUUCUCAGUGUUUAACUUACAUUAUGACAGUCAAGGAACAGAGUUAGUUUGCAUGGUGUUACGUAGCUACAGAGUCUCUUGCGUUGUUAUGUGUACAUAUGUUUUGUGUGUGCAUGCAAAUCACAUUUAUAUCAUAUGAUAAUUAUAGUCACUCAAUGGAAAAUAAUGUUUUAUCUUUAUGUAAUAUGUUAUGGAAUGUUGUUAUUAUAUACACUACCGUUUAAAAAUUUGGGGUCAUGUAGAAAUGUCCUGGUUUUUGAAAGAAAAGCACAUUUUUUGUCUGUUAAAAUAACAUCAAAUUGAUCAGGAAUACAGUGUAGACAUUGUUAAUGUUGUAGAAGGUCAGCAUAUCGUGGUUUCCUCUUCACUGUUGACAUUGAGACUGGAGUUUGACAGGUACUAUUUAUUGAAGAUUUACAUUUACAUUUAAGUCAUUUAGCAGACGCUCUUAUCCAGAGCGACUUACAAAUUGGUGCUUUCACCUUAUGACAUCCAGUGGAACAGCCACUUGCCAGUUGGGGACUUGUGAGGCGUCUGUUUCUCAAACUAGACACUCUAAUGUACUUGUUCUCUUGUUCAUUUGUGCACCGGGGCCUCCCACAACUCUUUCUAUUCUGGUUAGAGCUAGUUUGCGCAGUUCUGUGAAGGGAGUAGUACACAGCAUUGUACGAGAUCUUCAGUUUCUUGGCAAUUUCUCGCAUGGAACAGCCUUCAUUCCUCAGAACAAGAAUUGACUGACGAGUUUCAGAAGAAAGUUCUUUGUUUCUGGCCAUUUUGAGCCUGUAAUCUAACCCACAAAUGCUGACGCUCCAGAUUCAACUAGUCUAAAGAUGGCCCGUUUUAUUGCUUCUUUAAUCAGGAUAACAGUUUUCAGCUGUGCUAAUAUAAAUGCAAAAGAGUUUUCUAAUGAUCAAUUAGCCUUGUAAAAUGAUAAACUUGGAUUAGCUAACACAACGUGCCAUUGGAACACAGGAGUGAUGAUUGCUGAUAAUGGGCCUCUGUACGCCAAUGUAGAUAUUCCAUUUCUUUUUUAAUCUGCCAUUUCCAGCUGCGAUAGUCAUUUACAACAUUAACAAUGUCUACACUGUAUUUCUGAUUAAUUUGAUGUGGACAAAAAAAAUGUGCUUUCCUUUUAAAAACAAGGACAUUUCUAAAGUGACCCCAAACUGUUGAACAGUAGUGCAUAUUAUAUGGUAUUGACAUGCAAAAUGUUGGAUGUUUGAAGUUAUCCAAAUAUGAUUGAGUUACUGACAAUAAAUUAAAUGUGUUAUCAUU
Messenger RNA from Oncorhynchus nerka (sockeye salmon), 1928 nucleotides. Its product is annotated as troponin I, slow skeletal muscle-like. The transcript is spliced from 5 exons. Gene Ontology annotation, cellular component: troponin complex. Gene Ontology annotation, biological process: skeletal muscle contraction; cardiac muscle contraction. The record is from RefSeq and is a predicted model, not a curated record. Bases 16 to 621 code for a protein of 201 amino acids. NCBI's taxonomy places the organism in Eukaryota, Metazoa, Chordata, Actinopteri, Salmoniformes, Salmonidae.